Molecule: messenger RNA, 776 nt
Organism: Gasterosteus aculeatus aculeatus (three-spined stickleback)
Lineage: Eukaryota; Metazoa; Chordata; Actinopteri; Perciformes; Gasterosteidae
Source: RefSeq, a predicted model, not a curated record
AAGGUUCUGCCCUGUCCUCUCCCUGUACCCGCCUCCACCGACCACCCUACAGUAACUACCCAUGGCAAUGUUGCUGCACCUGAGAAUGGCCAACACCUGAGGUCCCAUGCGUCCUGUGAGCACCGAUUCAGACGGUCCCGCUCCUUCUGAAAAUCUCUCUUGCCCCUACCCCUUUGUGGGCCCCCUGGCUGCCUCGGAGAUGUCCCUGCUCCAGUCGCUGGGUCCAGUACAAAACUGGCUUGGCCAGGAGCUUGAGAAGUGCGGGAUCGAUGCCAUGAUCUACACCCGCUACGUCCUCAGCCUUCUCCUGCAUGACAGUUACGACUACGACCUGCAGGACCAGGAAAACGACAUCUUCUUGGGCUGGGAGAAGGGAUCUGGGAAGAAAUGGGGCAAGAGUAAGAAGAAAGGAGGGACCGACCUGAGUCUUGAGGAAAUGAAGAAGCAAGCUGCUGUGCAAUGCCUCCGCUCUGCAUCUGAUGAAGUAAGCGCCACCACCACUCCGCCCAACUCUUUCUGCUGUACAAAAUACUAGUGAACUUCAGUCACUUUGGCUUUAGAGAUAUGCAAAUGAGUCAUCACUCACUCAUUGAAGCAGGAGCAGUUGCCCCCUCUUAUAUUAAACUGUAAAAUAAACAACCUACGGUACAGGAGGCUUGUCAGGAACCUUUUACUUUUGUAUUCUAGGUUGUUUGUAUUGGUGCAGUCAUGCAGAUAUUAAUUGGAUGAAUCACUGUGAAUAGACACAGAAUAAAGCUACGUCGAUGUCGAAGGCU